Cynoglossus semilaevis (tongue sole) is the source of this 1646-nucleotide messenger RNA. RefSeq names its product eukaryotic translation initiation factor 4A3 (gene eif4a3). Gene Ontology annotation, molecular function: nucleic acid binding; ATP binding; RNA helicase activity. The coding region runs from base 138 to 1361 and encodes 407 amino acids. The transcript has 12 exons. Lineage: Eukaryota; Metazoa; Chordata; Actinopteri; Pleuronectiformes; Cynoglossidae. The record is from RefSeq and is a predicted model, not a curated record.
GCUGUUACGUCAGCGGAGCGACACAUGCUUCGCUCUCUCUCUCGUAGCUGUUAGCCGUUAGCUGCACAGCGUCGACAUCUUAAGUGUGUUCCGGAGGCUUUUGUAGUGACUGAGGUGAAUUAACUGCUCAGAGGACGAUGGCGGCCGCCGUAACACAGGGCAGAAAGAGGCUCCUGAAAGAGGAGGACAUGACUAAGGUGGAAUUCGAGACCAGCGAGGAGGUGGACGUUACCCCCACCUUCGACACCAUGGGCCUGCGGGAGGACUUGCUCCGCGGAAUCUAUGCCUACGGUUUUGAGAAGCCAUCCGCCAUUCAGCAGAGAGCCAUCAAACAGAUCAUCAAAGGCAGAGACGUUAUUGCUCAGUCUCAGUCAGGAACAGGAAAGACAGCAACUUUCUGUGUGUCAGUACUGCAAUGUCUGGACAUUCAGGUCAGGGAGACUCAGGCGCUGAUCCUUGCUCCAACCAGGGAGCUCGCAGGACAGAUUCAAAAGGUCCUUCUUGCUCUGGGGGACUACAUGAACGUUCAGUGUCACGCCUGCAUUGGUGGGACCAACGUGGGUGAGGACAUCAGGAAGUUGGACUACGGACAGCAUGUGGUUUCCGGAACACCAGGGCGAGUAUUUGAUAUGAUUCGUCGCAGAAGUCUGAGGACGAGAGCCAUCAAGAUGCUGGUGCUGGACGAAGCAGACGAGAUGCUCAACAAAGGUUUCAAGGAGCAGAUCUACGACGUGUACCGUUACCUGCCUCCUGCCACACAGGUGGUUCUGAUCAGUGCCACGCUGCCGCAUGAGAUCUUGGAAAUGACCAACAAGUUCAUGACUGACCCGAUUCGUAUCCUGGUGAAACGUGAUGAGUUGACUCUGGAGGGAAUUAAACAGUUCUUUGUUGCCGUGGAGAGAGAAGAGUGGAAGUUUGACACAUUGUGUGACCUUUACGACACACUCACCAUCACACAAGCCGUCAUCUUCUGUAACACGAAGAGAAAGGUGGACUGGCUGACAGAGAAGAUGAGGGAAGCUAACUUCACAGUUUCAUCCAUGCAUGGUGACAUGCCUCAGAAGGAGAGAGAAUCCAUCAUGAAGGAGUUCAGAUCAGGGGCCAGCCGUGUGUUGAUCUCCACUGACGUUUGGGCUCGAGGUUUGGACGUUCCUCAGGUGUCUCUGAUCAUCAACUAUGACCUGCCCAACAACAGAGAGCUUUACAUCCACAGGAUUGGUCGAUCAGGUCGUUAUGGUCGUAAAGGUGUGGCCAUCAACUUUGUGAAGAAUGAUGACAUCAGGAUCCUAAGAGACAUCGAGCAGUACUACUCCACCCAGAUCGAUGAGAUGCCCAUGAACGGUAUGCAUUUCUUCUUGUGACUUCAUUAACUCAUGCAGUGCAUGUUGGGAUUUCUUCAUGUUGGGUAUUGGUAAAAAUAAACCCAUCAGCUUAUAUCAUGUUUUUGUCUUUGCAGUGGCUGAUCUCAUUUAAUCACACCUAAAUGAUGUCACAACAAGGCUCCGCCCCUCUGAUUAUACCUGGAUUACGUUGCACCUAAUGCCUGUCUUUUUUUUUUAUUAGUUUUAGUUUGUUUUUUUAAUCCACUGUUAAGAUAAAAAUGACUUCCAGUCUGUGUUUUUGUAAAUAAAGGUUUUGGUUCUAUA